AUGAGCGGAAUAGCAGCACCUAAUGAACCCCUGGAUAUGAUCAGGCUGUCAUUGGAUGAGAAGGUGUAUGUGAAGCUGAGAGGGGCCAGAGAGAUGGUUGGAAAGCUACAUGGUUACGACUCGCACUGCAAUGUCGUUCUUGGAGAUGCUGUGGAGACAAUCUACGAAGUUGAUGAUACUACGCUCGAAACCAAGGUAAGUACACUAUGUGGGUGCUCCAAAAAACAGACGAGGACUAACAAAUUACAGACUACCACCAAGAAAUCAGAUAUGUUGUUCAUUAGAGGUGACUCUGUGAUUUUGAUAAGUACGGUAUCGGAAUAA
This is a messenger RNA of Kuraishia capsulata CBS 1993, 324 nucleotides long. RefSeq lists its product as uncharacterized. The record is from RefSeq and is a predicted model, not a curated record. Bases 1 to 324 code for a protein of 107 amino acids. Lineage: Eukaryota; Fungi; Ascomycota; Pichiomycetes; Pichiales; Pichiaceae. Gene Ontology annotation, molecular function: RNA binding. Gene Ontology annotation, biological process: P-body assembly; mRNA splicing, via spliceosome. The transcript is spliced from 2 exons. Gene Ontology annotation, cellular component: U6 snRNP; P-body; catalytic step 2 spliceosome.